Cataglyphis hispanica is the source of this 2555-nucleotide messenger RNA. RefSeq lists its product as uncharacterized. The record is from RefSeq and is a predicted model, not a curated record. Bases 67 to 2046 code for a protein of 659 amino acids. NCBI's taxonomy places the organism in Eukaryota, Metazoa, Arthropoda, Insecta, Hymenoptera, Formicidae. The transcript is spliced from 4 exons.
CUCGAAUUCGAAAUACAUUCGGGUGAGCGAUGAAGCAGACGAAAUUCCGCCAUACAUAUCAGCAACAUGAACGUCGGCGAUAUCACUCAACUAUCCUACAAGGAACUGCAGGCUCUGGCCCUGAGGUAUCAUAUACCGGGCAACGUCAAGAAGAAAGCGUUGAUCAAAGUCCUGCAAGCCGCCAAAAGCGGAAAUGAACUGGAGUUCGAUCGAUUACUGCAGGAAUUGAGGAAGAGUCGGAAGAGGAAGACGAGGAAGUUGAAAGAUUCCAGACUUGGAAUAACAUCGACGCCGUUGCAUAGUCCAGACUAUAUGAUGACUGAUGAUGAUUAUUAUUGUCAUCAACAGCAGCAACAGCCGCCUCAACAACAGCCGGCUUAUCAGUGGUGCUUCCCGUUUUUGCAGAUCGGCGCCGAGGAGGAGAUUGUGAGCAAGGAUGACGAAACCAAGAUCCCGCACUAUGAGGAGUUCAAACAAUUCUUACUCAAGAGAAUUCAGCGGGAGUUUCAAGCAUGCGACAACAAUAACAACAACCAAGUGCAAGAUUUGAGUAUCGUGAACCUGCGGACGACAUCGAUACCGCCCAACCUGUCAACAGUCCCUCUUGAUGAAUCGAGUUAUUCUAAAGCAAAUUUAAUUAAUCACAUUGAUCCUUUGGCGAUCUCGUCAAAUGGCAGAUCGAACUAUGAAAUAAUUAAAGAGCCCGAAAAUGGAUCGCAAGGCUCGUUUCUGCUGAAGAGAAUGCUGCAAGCGCCAGUAGGUGCCAAUUUGGGCGAAAUCGCCAGCUCAAUCUUCUGGACCAGCAAUCUGCUGGAUAAUUCCGAUACCCUGACCGCCGAAUCGGAGAACAAUGAGAAUGAAAAUGAACUUGAGACUAACACCAAUGAGUAUUAUGGCUUACUGAAAAACACCAGAGGCGAUUUUGUACUUAAUGACGCAAAUCUGAUGUCUCAGCAGGUUCCAGGCGCAAUGACAGGCGAUGAUCAGUACAGGUUUUCUGCUGACGUGGACAAUCGGCCAAAUCCUUAUCAGAACUGGACGAUCACCAGCGUCAUGGAAAUGCCUGAUAGCGAUCUCCAGACUUCCAAAGUAUACCACGCAAUCUACUACAACAAUACGCAACAAGAUCUCGCCGUGACUACUGCAAAUGCGGACAAUAAUUUAACUUAUCAGUAUCAGACUGAUACCGCCUAUAACGGCAGCCAAAACUUCUUCAAUAUUGAUGCGCAGGACGCAUCAAACUAUGCGACUGGUACGGAUAUGAUAGUUAACGAUCCCAACGAUAUUUAUUAUCUGCAAAAUUUCGGCAAACACAGUGGAGAGAUGGGAACAAGUUAUUUUCGCAACGUAGAUACUUUUGGACAAAACAAUGCACAACAAAAUACUUAUAUGAACGAUCAGCAAUAUCAGUAUCAUUAUCCUCGAUUUAUUCAGGAGACGAACAAUACAUUAAACGAGAGAUUGGAUCAGCAGCAAAACAAUGUGCCAGGAAUGGAAAAUGAUGUUAAUCACGGAACUGAUGCGGCGAAUAUGCAGAGACCAGCGAAUGGAAUAGAGCCAUACUGGCCGAAGUGGACCACCGAGACCAAUAAUCUAGAGAACAUCCUGAACUACCGCAUGUCUAAACAAGUAGAUUACUCCAAGUUGAGUCAGACAUCCUGUGUUUACUGCUACGUGGCUCCGAUCGUUUCGCAACGAUCAUUGACGAAUAACGGCCGCUGUUCGGUUGAACGAAGAUAUACUGCCGAGCAGCGGCAACAUUCCUUUUCGCCUUAUUGGAUGUUGUACAAUGACGCAUCACAGGGUGUGCGAAUGACGAAUAUAUCCAGUGAUUCGUUCGUGCAACACGAUACGACGACGACAAUGCAUACAAAUAUUAUUCCCGGUAACGACAUCCUGAAAGAUAUCGUCGGCGACGUUCCCGAGGCUCCCAUCAAUGACGUAUGGAUGAAUCAAUAUGAAUCGUCGUCCAUCGGUGACGAUAUGACCAUCCCAAUCUCGGAUUCGAUUUUCUGUAAUGACAUUUCCAGCGCGUCAAAGACUUAGAGCUUGCUCAAAACAUUUGCGACAGUAAACGGACAAUAAGAGAGAUUUUUGUGAUUGAAUAAUGUUCUCUAUAAGUCAUAGAAUGAUGAUAAAAGACUGUUUCUCCGGAACGAUUAAAAUUUUUUCAAGUUAUGGAAGGAUGUCUGGAUUAUUAUUCUGAUUUGGAAUUGGAACAUCUGAAGUCUCUUUUCAUUUUCGAGCACUGCACAGUAACACUUAAGUAAUUAUGUUGCGAAAUUCCUGACACAAGAUUCAUUAACAUGCUCUUCUGCGUUUCCGCAUUACUUCCGAUGAGUGACACGCGCAAUUAUUUUCCCGGCUUGAAACUGGAACGAGAACGAUAUUUGAAUAGAGAUCAAUAGCAAACAGAGAAGUUGAAGCCGAAAUUAUUUGAUGAUAGAUAACCAGAUCUAUCUCUGAAUGCCCAUUUUUUCAGCUUUGAAUAGUUAGUUACUUUAUUUUGAAUAAAUAUAAACACUCCACUCAAUCUAUCUUAAAACUAAAGAGGG